CUCGUUGCAGUAGGAGGUGCGCGGAUGACGUUUCCCCGCACUCCUUUUAGUUUGUUUUAGACUCUUAUCCCGAUUUUUUUUGGGGGGGGAACCUCCAGGACCCCCCCUCCACCACCGUCCACCCUCCACCCUCCACCCCCCUCGCAGCCACCGGAGCUCGCGGAGAGAGACACACGCCGUCCGGACAUAAUGUGAGCUCGCCCGCCCCGCCGCUCGUCGCCAGAGCCGUCGCUGUGGUUCGUCCUGUCAAAAAAAGAAGAGGCAGAGAGAAGGGGGGGACUACAGUGAGAAUACGCAGUAGGCUCCACUUCUAUCCGGUGUGUGUCGAGCUGUCAAACUGAGAACUAUGCCUCGCGGAGCUUGAGGAGAGUAGACCGAAGGGGGGACGUUUCGUUGCGAAUUUACCCACUUUGCCGUUUCGCCUCGGCUCUUUUUUGUCCUUCUGGAUUAUCGCUGCCCAGCAACACAGCCACCUGACAACCCUGGAUGUCGUAAUUAAGGAAGGGCUCUCAGUGAACCAGUGAUGGAGACCAAACGAUACCAAAGUUACUUCGAUGGGAAUGACACAGAGAACAAAUGGCCCCAGGUCCCGAGCUCCACAGAUUUCUGCUGCAGCUCAGAGGACUCAGGUCUGACCGCCGGAGACAUCCUGAUGGACAUCGUGAACGUGAGCUGUCCCUCCGGAAGUCCAGCUCCCGACUGCAAAGACAACGCAAAGAAGCAGGAGCCGGUGCGCCGCCUCAGCCAGAACCAGCCAUUUGUUCACCCACACUUCAACAACUCUCUUCAUGGUCAUAAGCAGGAAAUGGACUCCAAGGAGCUUUCCAAAACUGUUGCUGAGUCUAUGGGCCUCUACAUGAACGCUGCCAGGGAGGCAGACUUUGCUUUUAGCCAGCACGGGGGCAGUACCAGCCCUGGGAAGCUGUUCCCGGUGUGUGGGCGUUCUCUGGACGAGAAGCAGAGUGGAGCCACUAAAAACCCCAAGUUAGCGGCGUUUGGGUUCCAGCCGCCCUGCUCCGCCCACACGGCGGGCUCAGGGACACCGGUCAGCUCUGGCCCUCUGCUGGGCUCCUCUGUGUGCUGCAGCCCUCAGACCUCCAGCUCCAUGUCCAGCCCCGGGGGCAGCAACAACAUGGUGUCCUCCACCACCAGCCCCCCUGUGUGCUUCGGACCCCCGUGUUCGGCGGUCAGCAGUCCGGCCAGUCAGACGUCCUGCGCCCAGAGCGUGGCCCACAUCAAGCGCAGGAACUCAGCCACAUGUAGCCCAGUGGAGUCCAGCACCGUGGGGUCCCCCCCUCUCACCAGCCCCAUGAACGUCAUGAGGUCCCCCAUCUCCAGCCCUCAGAGCAUGAGCAGCGCCUGCAGCGUCUCCUGCAACAUGAGGUCCUCUGUGUCCAGUCCCACCAGCACGGCCAACUGCAGCACCCUACAGCAGUCCAUGUCCAGUCCACCCUCAGCGGGCCUGCCCGGGAGCAGCCCCCACCAGCCGCCCUCCGCGGGCUUUGAGCCCAGUCCAGUGAGCGCUCUGGGGCUGGUGCAGAACGACCACAGCCCGGAUACAGCCUCUCUCUCUCAGGACGUGGACUUCAAGAACUUUGAGUUCCCCAAAGUGGAGAUGGUUGGUGGGGAGGUUUUUAACGUGGGCUUAGACCAGAUGGGCAUGGUGAAGUACAUCAAGAACGAGCCUGGCACUGACUUCAGGAGCAUGUGUCUGGGAGGCUCCAAGUGUAAUUCAAACAGUGCCCCGUUCAUCACCCAGAUUAAGACCGAACCCAACAAAGACGAGGACUGUAUGAACCAGCCGCCCUACAGUGAGCAGUCCCAGUCCAUGGGUCUGUUCCCCGCGGCCGAGACCACCUAUCUGUCUCUGAGGAAUAACAUCGACGAGUACAGUCUCUCUGGGAUCUUAGGCCCCCCUGUGUCGUCCAUGAACGGCAACUACGAGUCUGACGUGUUCUCCAGCAGCGUCCUGUCCAAAGGGGUUAAGCAGGAGGCCAAUGACGGCAGCUAUUACCCGGAGAGCACCGGCAUGCCCUCGUCCGCCAUUGUGGGAGUUAAUUCCGGCGGACACUCAUUCCAUUACCAGAUUGGAGCACAAGGAACAAUGUCUUUCACGCGCCACGACGUGAGGGACCAGUCAAACCCGCUGUUGAAUCUGAUUUCUCCGGUUUCUGCGUUAAUGGAGUCUUGGAAAACUCGCCCGGGCAUAUCCCAGGGGGCGCUGGCGGUCAGAGGAGAUGGAUACCCGGACCCCAUGUCAAGUUCGCCCAUGAGGCAGCCGUCGUCCACAGCUAAAGUGUGCCUGGUGUGCGGGGACGAGGCGUCGGGAUGUCACUACGGCGUCGUCACGUGUGGGAGCUGCAAAGUCUUCUUCAAACGAGCCGUGGAAGGUCAACACAACUACCUGUGCGCCGGGAGGAACGACUGCAUCAUCGACAAGAUCCGGAGGAAAAACUGCCCGGCGUGUCGAGUACGGAAGUGUCUGCAGGCCGGGAUGAACCUGGGAGCGCGAAAGUCUAAAAAGCUCGGUAAACUCAAGGGUCUCCACGACGACCUCCAGAACGCAAAAGAGGCGGGCUCGGGCGGGUACCUGUGCUCCGAGAAGGACCUCACCUCCAGCGCCGCCAACGCCCUCGUGCCGCACGGCCCCGGGGUGGUGACUCCCUUCCUGCCGCCGUCCAUCUGCAGCGUCCUGGAGCUGAUCGAGCCCGAGGAGGUUUACUCCGGCUACGACAACACCCAACCGGACACCACCGACCACCUGCUGUCCAGCCUCAACCGCCUGGCCGGCAAGCAGAUGGUGCGCAUGGUCAAGUGGGCCAAAGUACUUCCAGGUUUCCGCGGUCUGCCCAUCGAGGACCAGAUCACGCUGAUCCAGUACUCGUGGAUGUGCCUCUCGUCCUUCUCUCUCAGCUGGAGGUCCUACAAACACACCAACGGACAGAUGCUCUACUUCGCCCCCGACCUCAUCUUCAACGAGGAGCGCAUGCAGCAGUCGGCCAUGUACGACCUGUGUCUGGGGAUGAGGCAGGUGAGCCAGGAGUUCGUGCGGCUGCAGCUCACCUUCGACGAGUUCCUCUCCAUGAAAGUGCUUCUGCUGCUCAGCACAGUUCCCAAAGAGGGUCUGAAGAACCAGGCGGCGUUUGAGGAGAUGAGGGUGAACUACAUCAAAGAGCUGCGGAGGUCCGUGGGAAAAGCAACCAACAACUCGGGUCAGACCUGGCAACGCUUCUUCCAGCUCACCAAGCUCCUGGACGCUAUGCACGAUUUGGUGGGGAACCUGCUGGACUUCUGCUUCUACACGUUCCGCGAGUCUCAGUCCCUGAAGGUGGAGUUCCCGGAGAUGUUGGUGGAGAUCAUCAGCGACCAGAUACCAAAGGUGGAGUCGGGCCUCACGCACACCAUCUACUUCCACAAGAAAUGACUGGAACCGACCCGCAGACAGGAACCGGCGAAACGGAAGAGGAACUAGAGGCACACGGACGCGUCAGAAAGAAGGGGGCGGGGCUUACGGAUCGGCCCGCUGCCUCCUUGCCCCGCUGGAUCUGUCUCGUCUCAGGACCAGACUCGAAAGCGACGGGAGACGGAGGCCCGAGAAGAAGAGGAGGUUCCGGCGCCAAAAUGGAGCGAUCUGAUAGCGCGGCGAGGAAGAGAGCGAAGCGAUUGGAAGGACACGUGACUAACCCCGACGCACCCGGACCCCGACCCCCACCCGCCCCACUGCCCCCACCUCCUGCCCCAAAGAUGAUGACAGUAUUUUCUAUGGAGUAAAGCCAUACAUUUCUUAGGACGCGCUAGACACACGGUAAAAAAAAAAAAAAAAAAAAAAAAAAGAACGAAAAAAAACACUUAAACUCACAAAUGAAGGGAAGUCCACUCAUUUGUCUGAUAAUGCACAGAUGCACUCCCCAGGCUACGUCCACUUUCACGUUUUUUCAUUUUAACGCAAUUUAAAAUCUGUACGCAACGACAAAUGGCGAGCGAACUGUUCACCGUACUACUUCCUGUUCACUGAAAUUAAUAGAUCCUGAACGAUUACGCAAUAGACAGGAAGCUGUGGUCGAUGCCGCUAUAAAAAUAGGUCUUUUUGUCUCAGUGCUAAUCCUACUUUGAGACAUAAUACAUAUUAAAAUAAUGCUACAAAUUUAGGGUGACCAGACGUUUCUUUUUACCGGGGACAGUCCCAGUUUUGAGUCCUGUGUCCCCUGUCCCAGCAGAUUUAUACAAAACCAGUAAUUUGUCCAAGUUUUAUAUAAGAAAUGACCCAAGUGUCCCUAUUUUUGACCAAUUUGAGCUAAACCAGGUCUAAAACAGGCGUAAACUGAGAUUAAACCAGCACUACAUCAGGUCUAAACCAGAAUUAUCAUGGGACUAUCAAAAUUUUUGACUAAUCUGAUCCCUGGCAACAGUAAAGAGGAGCAUAAUUUGACAUUUGUUUGGCUAAAAUUCAGAAAUCUGUGCUUGCAAAUGACCAUAAAGCUAAAAAAAAAAUGCAACGACAGAAGCUCCUCAGAUUAUGACUGAAAUGAAAAUGCACAAUCUUACAUGCUCUUUUAACAAUUUUAUUUACCUGAACCCAAGCCUGGUAGCGAAUUUACGAAUCCUACCAUAGCCACGCCAAAGUUCUGAUUGGUUGAGCUUCACGGCUCGACCGAAACCCGUGAUCUGGAUUAGGGAUGGGCAUGAUUAAUCGAUUAACCGAUAAUUGAUCAUUAAGAAUUUCAUCCAUUACGUUAAUUUUAAUCGACAAACCGAAUGUAGGUUGCUGUGCGUAGCGUGAGCAAACAGGUCUGUACAUGUGUCUCUGCAUCAGAAGGAGCGAGCAAACAGAAACAGUGGGUCAGCCUGCAGCGUGCCGAAGCACAAAUGCGUAUUUAACGAUUUGUACAAGAAAUUCCGCGCUUUCCGUUGCGUUCGGGACAAGUGUGAGUCCAUGUGCACAGUGAAUAAAGCAGCACAUAUGUUUCUGUGUCCAGUGGGAAAAAGUUUUACCAGGUGAGAGUCGCGCAAUGUCGAUGACGAGUCCCCACCUCCCUCCCCCCGUACGGUGUCCUGGUUUUGACAAACACAAAUCUGGUCACACUAACCUGUAUUCACCUGAGUCAUGUCUUUUAAUCCGACAGAAAUUGAACCACAUCAGCGACACAAGAGCUGGAGUUUUAUCUUUGCUUAGUUUAUGCAAAUUAGCGAUGCAGUUUUAAGUUUUGUUUCUGUGAGAGUUGAACAAAACUGAAUUAAACACAUUAUAAUGUCAAACGGGCUGAUGUGGCUCUAGAGUCGUUACGGUUUAUAUGUCGUAAAGUUGAAUUUAUUUAUGCAGAUUAGUAGUGCAGAUAGUAAUAAUAAUGAUGAUCAUUUUAAUAUAAAACCGUUAAUGAUUAAUCGCUAAUCGCUCUUUAAUUCUUCCGACGAUCGAUUAAGAAAAUUUCAUCGAAUGCCCAUCCCUAAUCUGGAUCAGCUGAAGUUGGAACUAAGGCUCACGUCUUUAACAUCGUAGUUACACCGUUCAUCAGUUACGACGAGAACAAUCUCAUACUAACGUUUUGUUGAUCUUAAAUGUGUUCAGGACACAAGAUCAUGAGAUGGUAUCCAAACUGAAGCACAUUGAAGCAUGGAUUAGGUAGGCUAGACUUAACCUACGUUGCUGGUUAACAAAUAGUUUUUUAGGUACGAAAAUAAAUAAUGUAACGUGGGCAAAUGUACAUAACUAAACAGAAUAAUCUCGCCAAUUUCCAACACUGAAGUUUUAUGAGCAACAGAUGCAAUGAUGUCAAUAAAGGGGGCAUAUUUUAGGCCUACACUAGAGUUCGACAAUAAAAACAGUUCAUCUUUGACAUUUGAAGUGCAUUAGAGGCAGUGUUGGGAAGGUGACUUUUAAUACAUAAUACAUACAUAAUCCAUUAAAUUACUUAAAGUGAGUAAAGUAAUCUGAAUACUUUGGAUUACUUGAUAUUGUCAUGCUUUUUAAAACUACAUGAAUGUAACAACCACAUCCUGUAAAUUCUUGUUUGUUCAGUCUUUAUUUGACCAGAUUAAAAAUAUUACUGAUAGAGAAAUGAUUUUUAUAUGAGAUCACUGCUGCCGUCAAUUAUUUCCAUCCUACUGUUAGUGUCAUAUUGUGUUAGUUUAGUCCUGGUUUAGACCUGGUUUUAGUCCUGGUUUAGACCUGGUUUAGUUCCGGUUUAGUCCUGGUUUUAGUCCUGGUUUAGUCCCGGUUUAGUUCCGGUUUAGUCCCGGUUUAGUCCUGGUUUUAGUCCUGGUUUAGUCCCGGUUUAGUCCCGGUUUAGUCCCGGUUUAGUCCUGGUUUUAGUCCUGGUUUUAGUCCUGUUUUAGUCCUGGUUUAGUCCUGGUUAAGUUCCGGUUUAGUCCUGGUUUAGACCUGGUUUUAGUCCUGGUUUAGACCUGGUUAAGUUCCGGUUUAGUCCUGGUUUAGACCUGGUUUUAGUCCUGGUUUAGUCCUGGUUUUAGUCCUGUUUUAGUCCUGGUUUAGUCCUGGUUAAGU
Messenger RNA from Boleophthalmus pectinirostris (great blue-spotted mudskipper), 6502 nucleotides. It is a transcript of the gene nr3c2, whose product is annotated as nuclear receptor subfamily 3, group C, member 2. Gene Ontology annotation, molecular function: sequence-specific DNA binding; zinc ion binding; DNA-binding transcription factor activity. The record is from RefSeq and is a predicted model, not a curated record. The transcript has 9 exons. Lineage: Eukaryota; Metazoa; Chordata; Actinopteri; Gobiiformes; Gobiidae. Gene Ontology annotation, biological process: regulation of DNA-templated transcription. Bases 524 to 3424 code for a protein of 966 amino acids.